GAGAAGAGUCCACAAGUCAGAGGAGAGCAGCCACAUCUCCUGAACAACCGCUCCCCUCAGAGCUUCACUCCAGCUCCUGUUCUACACAGGCUUACAACGCCACAGCUGGAUAAGAAGACAAGGGAGUCAACAACGGCAACCACCACCAACUCCUCUAAGAGAUUUCUGAAAACUUUCAGGAUGCUGUUCUCCAGGGCUUUUGCCUGCCUCUCCUUGGUCCUUAUACUUGGUGUAGGGGAUUCUUCGCCUCAACACAACCCCCAGGUAGCCCAAAUGGUCACAGACUUCGGGAUGAAGGUAUUUCGGGAAGUAGUCCAAACCUCCGGGGAUGGCAAUGUGGUCUUCUCACCCUAUGGAGUAGCUUCAGUGCUGACUAUGCUGCAACUGACAAGUGGAGGGAACACCAGGGAGCAGAUCCAAGCUGCAAUGGAAUACAGCAUUGAAGAGAAAGGUCUGGCCCCUGCUCUCCGAAAGCUCUACAAGGAGCUAAUGGCACCUUGGAACAAAGAUGAAUUCAGUACAGCCAAUGCCAUCUUCAUCCAGCGUGAUUUGGAACUUGUCCAGGGCUUUAUGCCCUACUUCUUCAAAGUAUUCCGCAGCAUGGUCAAACAGGUGGACUUCACUGAGGGAGAGAGGGCCCGGUUCAUUGUGAAUGACUGGGUACAGAAGCACACAAAAGGCAUGAUCAGCAACCUGCUGGGAGAGGGAGCUGUGGACCAAUUGACCAAAAUGGUAUUGGUCAAUGCACUCUACUUCAAAGGCCAGUGGAAGCUACCUUUUCCAAGCAAGGGCACCCACCAUCGCCUCUUCCACAAAUCUGAUGGAAGUACUGCCUCCGUGCUCAUGAUGGCCCAGACCAACAAGUUCAGUUGCACUGAGUUCUUGACCCCCAGUGGGCACUACUAUGACAUUGUGGAACUGCCCUAUCAUGGUGACACCCUCAGUAUGUUCAUUGCUGCCCCCUAUGAAAAAGAGGUACCCCUCUCUGCCCUCACCAGCAUCUUAGAUGCCCAGCUCAUCAGUCAAUGGAAGGGCAAUAUGACCAAACUACCCCGUCUCCUGGUUCUGCCCAAGUUUUCUCUGGAGAGUGAAGCUGACCUGAAAAGGCCUCUGGAGAACUUGGGGAUGAAGGACAUGUUCAGGCCAGGCCUAGCAGAUUUCACAAGACUUUCUGACCAAGAAAUACUCUAUGUGUCCCAGGCCUUACAAAAGGUGAAGAUUGAGGUGAAUGAGAGUGGUACUGUGGCAUCCUCAACCACUGCCAUUGUUGUCUCUGCUCGAAUGGCUCCCCAGGAGAUCAUCAUGGACAGGCCCUUCCUCUUUGUGGUCAGGCACAAUCCCACAGGAACAAUCCUUUUCAUGGGACAAGUGAUGGAACCCUAAGAGAUCAAAUCUUCCCUUUGGGAAAAGGAGUGCUCAUUUGGAACAAACUAAAAAGUGACAUACACAAGAAAGACCCCCUGAAGAAAUAAUUUUUUUUUGCAUUUCUCUUUCUAGAAAAAGACCAAACAAAACAAAACAACCACUUUUCCCUUUUAAAAUCUCACCCUCAGGUCUUGGCCUCUCACACCCAGGCUCUAUGAGUAUCCUUUCCUCCCAUAAUGGGGGAGACAGACAGUGAGGCGGUUUCCAAGAGGGCCCGAAGCCAGAUUGUUAAGACUUGCAGGAUCAUUCAGAUACCUGCUUCUGUUUGGUCAACCCCCUGCCCCCCCCCCGGUUUCCCCUAAGACCCUGAGAAGGAAAAAAAUAAGACUGCUGGGAGCUUUAGUGUACUUGGUAGAAGCUAUCUGCUUCCCAGUCAUGUUGCCUUCAUUCUUGUACUGUCUGCCACUGCUGAAGAGGCUGGCACCAGACCAGAGCAGGUAGAAAGAACAUCCUUUAAUCCUGUUCUAACUGGAUAUUGACUGUCAUCCCCUUCAAAAAGAGGACUUCUAAGGAUGGGCAAAAAACUCCCUAGUGGCACCAGGACUCACUUUGGCACAGCACCUUCCCUAGAAAACAGGAUGCAAAGAUUAUUUUGGACCCUAAGCGAUGUGCUUACUCAGAGAAGCCAAUCUUUUGCUCCUCUCACCCUUUUUGUUUUGGGGAAGGAGAGAAAGAAGAGCCAGCUAAAUAUGAGUGGAUUUUCUCCAAUUUUAUUUGCUGGGAACAGGAGAAGCAUUAACAUAGCAUGUGUGAAUAUUGUUAUGUUUACUUAAACCGUGUGUGUGUGUGUGUGUGUGUGUGUGUGUGUGUGUGUGUGACAGAGUGAGAUAUCAAGGGAGAUUUAAUAUAUUCAUGUAUUAUUAUUGUUAUUUUGCACUUAUUCUGCUUCUAUGUAGGAGAGAAUAUCAAUGAGGCUCCAUAGCCCUGGCAUAAUUUAAUGAGCUCAUUAGGAAAAAAAAA
This is a messenger RNA of Phascolarctos cinereus (koala), 2385 nucleotides long. It is a transcript of the gene SERPINE1, whose product is annotated as serpin family E member 1. Gene Ontology annotation, molecular function: serine-type endopeptidase inhibitor activity. The record is from RefSeq and is a predicted model, not a curated record. Gene Ontology annotation, biological process: negative regulation of endopeptidase activity; negative regulation of plasminogen activation; negative regulation of vascular wound healing. NCBI's taxonomy places the organism in Eukaryota, Metazoa, Chordata, Mammalia, Diprotodontia, Phascolarctidae.